Molecule: messenger RNA, 1625 nt
Organism: Stegostoma tigrinum
Lineage: Eukaryota; Metazoa; Chordata; Chondrichthyes; Orectolobiformes; Stegostomatidae
Product: C-C motif chemokine 19-like
Exons: 4
Coding region: 97-468 (123 amino acids)
Biological process (GO): positive regulation of ERK1 and ERK2 cascade; neutrophil chemotaxis; chemokine-mediated signaling pathway
Cellular component (GO): extracellular region
Molecular function (GO): chemokine activity; CCR chemokine receptor binding
Source: RefSeq, a predicted model, not a curated record
CUCUGAAGACAGCAGAACAGCACAGAGUUGCAACAGCUCACCGCAGACAGAGAGAGCAAGACGGCAUUGAGCCAAACGUGCCCAAAGGACAGCCGUAUGCAGUUUAUCAUGAAGGGAACAGCUAUCUCUGCUGCUGCCCUCCUCCUCAUCAUUCCUGCCUCUCUCUGGGGCAGUUCACAAGCUAGCGAGAAUAGCAUGGCUUUGCAGGAUUGCUGCCUCUCGACCAGCGCAAACGAAAUCCCCUGGAAGAUCGUGCGCAGCUACCAAAUACAACUGCCCAGCGAUGGCUGCAAAGUCCACGCUGUUGUGUUCCUGACUAAGAGGAAUAAACAUCUGUGCAGCCCCCCAGGGGAAAUGUGGGUGAAGAAACUGCUGAAGAAACUCGACGAUAAGAAGGGAAGGAAAGCAAAACUUGGUCAGAAAAGGAAUCAGAAGAGGCUCAAGUCUAAAAGGAAUUCACAGGCAUGAGGAGAGAUGACGGUCAACAAACUUUUGAUUCGUUCCAUCUGCAUUAAUUGGAAAAAGAACUAACAUAUACCAAAGUUAUCAACGUUACUUGAGGUCAGACUGAGGGAUGUAUUCGUUUGUAAAUAUGACACCGACCAAUCAUUUUUCCAAUCCCCGCUCCUGUUGUCUUUUUGGUGAAAUUGGAUUCAGAAUGAACAGUCUCACUGUGAUGCCAAAAGAGGUUGCCCCAUAUAAAACUCGUACUAAAUUGGCACUGAAUUUGAAUCAUUCAUUGAGACCGCCCAGGAAAAUCUUAUUUGUGUGAUCAGUAUAAGUUUUUAUAUAUAAAAAGAUAGAGCUUUAGUCUGUAUCUAACCCCAUACUGUCCCUGUCCUGGGACUGUUUCAUGGGGACAGUAUAGGGAGAGCUUUUUUAUUUCAGUUUAAGAGACUACAGAGAGCUUUACUUUGUAUCUAACACAAAAUAAUCCUUGUCCUGGGAGCGUUUGAUGUGAUAGGGUAGAGGCAGCUUUACCUUGUUCACAACCUGACACUUGUAAAACCUAGCAGGAGUGGGGUUAAAGUAAAUGUGGGUUGGUUUUGCCAUGCCCUGAAAUGCAGUGAUCGAUUUGGAUAAUGCAAUUGGCUCCCUCAAUUCCACAUCAGUCCUGUGUUUAAACACAUUGUCAAAGCCAAUGAGCCAUGUGCUUGUCGGCAGGAGUGAAGGUGCUUUUAUCUGGACUGGGAACAAUUCCAUUUCCUUAGCAACCUGCAACUGCCCUCAAUCGAACCACUUACUGAGGCUGAGCCAAUAAAUCAAAAAACCUAUAAUGUGACUGAGGGAGUGACAUAAAGCUGAAUCCCAACAUAAUGUGAAUACUGAUGUUGAAUGUUCAAUUAAACUCUGUUGCCUCUCUUCCUCCACUACACAAGGGAACAGCACCUACUGAUGCAUCUGUCCCUCUGCAGUCUUCAUAGUCUUUAAAGCCCAUCAUGUUAUGCCAUUUUGGAGACUGGAUGUGGGAUCUUACUCUGUACAAUGAUAUGUGCCUUCAGAAACAUUCUGUUCUAAUCUGAAUAAGCUGUCUGAUUGGACUGUGUCCUUUGGUUUCAAGCUGAAUUGUUUUGAGUUUCCAGCCUACAAUUUUGUAAUAUUUUGUAGUUUUGUAAAAAUGAAUA